CUGGUUUUGCUACGCCGUUCGUGCGGUGCGCUCUUCCUGUGUUUCCGCGAUCUAACGCCCUCACUCCAUGUCCUAUGGCUACAAAACUCUUCAGGACCGUUUUGCAGCGGCAUCAAGCGCCGCUGGGCCGCAGCCGGUGAUCAACAUGGUCACCGGGGAAGGCUUUCUCAACUUUGACUCGGAGGCCGGGGUGAACGUUUCGGUGAGAUUUGACUGCCCGCCAGGGUGUUCCGCAGCGGCAUCAAGCGCCGCUGGGCCGCAGCCGGUGAUCAACAUGGUCACCGGGGAAGGCUUUCUCAACUUUGACUCGGAGGCCGGGGUGAACGUUUCGGGGGCUGUUCCGACGAGAGCGGCGAUGUCGGCGAUAUCGGAGGCCGACGCCGGCAAGAAGCGGGUGUUGUCAGAUCGCACCGCCUACGUCCCCUCUGCCGGGGUCCCAGGGGUUGGGGCUAGUGCGGGAGGGGGUUUGAGUUGCUCGGGGUCUGUUCGAGAAAGUGAAGGCGGCGUGUCUCCGGCGAUGGGCCAGAGUCGCUCCUACUGGUGCGGCACUGUGUGGCACAANCUCCAGCUCCGGUACGGGGACGAGCCAAGCGUCGCAGGGAUCACCACAAUCGCCCGCGUCAAUGUCUUCGUCGUUUUCAGUCGCGCAGCAGCAUCUCAAGCGAUGUUGAUAACUCCCGCCGCCGCCACGACUCCCGCCGCUCUACACAAGGUGUGUGGCGCCUCUUUCCGCCCCGCUUGA
Ectocarpus sp. CCAP 1310/34 is the source of this 742-nucleotide messenger RNA. Lineage: Eukaryota; Phaeophyceae; Ectocarpales; Ectocarpaceae. The record is from the annotation of a GenBank genome assembly.